CUUAGCUUGUUCAUAUAUAUCGUCGUCACACCAAAAAAAAAAAAACACAUAUAUACCAGCUUUGAUUUAUUAUUGGGUAUUAUAUAUUAUUACAACCCAGAAAAUGCUGGAAACCCUUAGGUACCUCGUCGGCUCCGCCGGUCCCUCCGGCUUCGGCUCCAAGUCCACCGCCGAAGAUGUCACCGGCGACCUCCGCCUCCUCACCGCCAUCAUCACAGGAGCGACGUCGGGGAUUGGAGCGGAGACGGCGCGGGUACUGGCAAAGCGGGGGGCGCGGCUGAUCCUGCCGGCCCGGAACAUAAAGGCGGCGGAGGAGACGAGGUGCCGGAUCCUGGCCGAGUCGCCGGAGGCGGAAGUCUUAGUCAUGCCUCUCGAUCUGAGCUCUCUGGCUUCGGUUCGGAGUUUUGUUGCUGAGUUUGAAUCGCUCCGUUUGCCUCUCAACAUUCUCAUAAAUAACGCGGGCAAAUUUACACACAAACAUGACACUUCAGAGGAGGGAAUCGAGAUGACGUUUGCGACAAAUCACUUGGGCCAUUUCCUAUUGACGAAACUACUACUUCAGAAGAUGAUCGACACGGCAGAGCGCACCGGCGUUCAGGGGAGGAUCGUCAACGUGUCAUCCGGCAUCCACACCUGGUUUUCCGGCGACCCCAUCAGUUACCUCCGCCUUAUCACCAAAGACAAGAGUAAGUACGAUGCGACGCGUGCAUAUGCGCUCUCAAAGCUCGCCAACGUUUUGCACACCAACGAACUUUCGCAGAGACUCAAACAAAUGAAGGCAAACGUGACGGUAAAUUGCGUUCAUCCUGGGAUUGUGAGAACCGGCCUCACUCGGGAGCGCGAUGGAAUCUUUACUGAGCUGGUCUUUUUCUUGGCUUCCAAACUUUUGAAGACAACCCCGCAGCGGCUUAUAGGCUGCAGCGACGACAUGCUACGUGGCAACACAUCCGAGGCUGGGAAAUGUGAGUGGAAAGUACUUUGCAGACUGCAACGAAGCUUCCACUUCGAAGUUGGGUUCCAGUCCAACCGAGGCUACCAGAAUGUGGUUCCUUUCCGACUUUUUGGUUUCUCAACGCCCUAACACUUUGGAUCCUUUCAAAUGCUUUUUCUUGGACUGAUGAAUUUCAUUAUUACUCAAGAAGAAGAAGAUGAUGAUGAUGAAGAAGAAGAACCCUAAUUAACUAUAUAUAUUGACCACAGCACCAGAAUGAAUGAAGAAUCUGCAUAUAAUUAAGUAGUUGUAUAAUUUAAGACAUUGCGCGCCGUAUCUAUUAUACACGAGUAUAUGAUGCUACAUAUGUAAGAGAAGAAAUAUUUGCACUAAAUAGCACUAAAACUU
Molecule: messenger RNA, 1339 nt
Organism: Cuscuta campestris
Lineage: Eukaryota; Viridiplantae; Streptophyta; Magnoliopsida; Solanales; Convolvulaceae
Source: the annotation of a GenBank genome assembly